AUGGAAUAUUUUACCAGAAUAGCUGUAUUAAACAUGGAAACCCAGAAUUCUUCGGUGACAGAGUUCAUCCUCGCAGGCUUAACAGACCAGCCUGGACUUCGGAUCCCACUGUUCUUCCUGUUUCUAGGAUUCUAUGUAGUUACUGUAGUGGGGAACUUGGGCUUAAUCACCCUAAUAGGGCUCAGUUCUCAACUGCACACUCCCAUGUACUUCUUCCUCUUCAACCUUUCCUUAAUAGAUUUCUGUUACUCUGCUACCAUCACCCCCAAAAUGCUGAUGAGUUUUGUCUCAAAGAAAAACAUAAUCUUGCAUGCUGGAUGUAUGACUCAGCUCUUUUUCUUUUGCUUCUUUGUCAUCUCUGAGUCCUUCCUCCUGUCUGCCAUGGCAUAUGACCGCUAUGUUGCCAUUUGUAACCCCUUGGUAUACAUGGUCACCAUGUCUCCCCAGGUGUGCUUACUCCUUUUAUUGGGUGUCUAUGUGAUGGGGUUUACUGGAGCCAUAGCUCACACAGGAAGCAUAAUAAGUCUUACUUUCUGUGCUGACAACCUUGUCAAUCACUUUAUGUGUGACAUUCUUCCCCUCCUUGAGUUAUCCUGCAACAGUACUUACGUGAAUGAGCUGGUAGUCUUUAUUGUUGUGGCCUUUGAUAUUGGUGUGCCCAUUUUCACCAUCUUCAUUUCUUAUGCCCUCAUCCUCUCUAGCAUUCUUCACAUCCAUUCCACAGAGGGAAGGUCCAAGGCAUUCAGCACCUGCAGCUCCCAUAUAAUUGUGGUUUCUCUUUUCUUUGGUUCAGGGGCUUUCAUGUACCUUAAACCUCCUUCUAUUUUGCCCCUUGACCAAGGCAAAGUGUCCUCCCUUUUCUAUACCAUUGUGGUCCCCAUGUUAAAUCCAUUGAUAUAUAGCUUGAGGAACAAGGAUGUCAAAGUUUCCCUGAAGAAAACUUUGGACAGGAGAAUGUUUUCUUAA
Messenger RNA from Jaculus jaculus (lesser Egyptian jerboa), 966 nucleotides. Its product is annotated as olfactory receptor 8B12. The transcript has 2 exons. Gene Ontology annotation, molecular function: olfactory receptor activity; odorant binding; G protein-coupled receptor activity. Gene Ontology annotation, biological process: sensory perception of smell; G protein-coupled receptor signaling pathway. Gene Ontology annotation, cellular component: membrane. NCBI's taxonomy places the organism in Eukaryota, Metazoa, Chordata, Mammalia, Rodentia, Dipodidae. The coding region runs from base 1 to 966 and encodes 321 amino acids. The record is from RefSeq and is a predicted model, not a curated record.